Molecule: messenger RNA, 1731 nt
Organism: Brienomyrus brachyistius
Lineage: Eukaryota; Metazoa; Chordata; Actinopteri; Osteoglossiformes; Mormyridae
Product: hemagglutinin/amebocyte aggregation factor-like
Exons: 5
Coding region: 1140-1661 (173 amino acids)
Biological process (GO): collagen fibril organization
Cellular component (GO): extracellular matrix
Molecular function (GO): extracellular matrix structural constituent
Source: RefSeq, a predicted model, not a curated record
UUCUGGUUCUUGGCUUUUCCUGACAGGUUGAGAUGAUUGGAAUCUAGUAAGAUGUGGUAAAGCAGAAGUGUUGGGUGCUCCCUUGCACAGUAACUGUGGGAUUUGCUGUUCAGCUGUCUCUGACGUCCUUCACUCAGUGUGACCAACCUCAGGUGUAGCAGCCUUGCACAGAUUAAGCGCUGUACUGUAGGUACUAUAGUCUAAAACAAUAUUUCCUUAUUUAUAAAAAGCAAGUUGUGUUUACUUUAAACAUGACUAAUUUAUCCAGACUGUCUGUACAGUGCAAGGCCAUACUCAGUCUAUACAACCUGUUAGGCUCCUGGUCCAUUUGUCCCCACAGUAGCUAAAGACACAGGGUGUUUCUCAAUACCCAAAGAUCGUACUUGCUAACUUGCCUUCCAGGAAUGGACUUGAGGCACAAUGAAUCAUGGGAUUGGUCUUGUCUGAUGAGGAUGCAACCGAAGUAUCCUUGAUAUUUAUGGGCAGGGCAAGAACGACAUCUAGAUAUUUUUACCAUCCUCUGCACUUGCAUUCUUAGCAUUGAAACUGGUCUUCGGCGAUGGAAGAUGAUGUAAAAUGGGUACAUGAGAACACAAGUAUGGUCAAGUAGGCAUACUGAGAAACACCCAUGGUGGAGGCAGUUACUCAACCGGAGUGACAAUAAACCACGAGGAACACUUCAGUGAUUCUGACUUGGAUUAUGUCACUUUUCUUUUGGAUUAUGUCACAGUCUUUAUACGUUUAUACAAGUUAAUUCAAGGUCUAAUACAAUCAUAUUAUUCAAUAGCAGCAAGUCUACAAUGAGGGACCAUUAAAAAAAAUUCUGAAACAGAAAAAAACAAGCCAUUUGUGUAAUGUUCUGACUCAAGGAGAUAAAAUAAUAUCAGAUGCAAAGUGUCAUGAUUCUUACAGAACGCUGCAAGUAUUACAGAUAUACUGACCAUAACACCUGGUGAAACUGACCAUAACAACACCUGGUGAAACUGACCACCUGAUCAAACACAAGCACUGACCUUGUGCUUUUGGAAACAUGCUGACCUUGAUUAUAUCUAGGUAGUGGCAGGCGAAGGCAGGUCGUGUGAGUAUAAAAACACCCCAGAAGUUGUGGUUUUCAUGCAUUUUACGCACUUCUGAAAACAAUGAAGAGGCUCCUCCUUCUCCUUGUUCUUGUCUGUCCUUUGGUAAAAGGAUUAGAACCCCGCUGGGAAAAUAGUUAUGAUAAUCCUCUGAAUUUCAACUGCCCGUACAAACAAUCCAUUUCUAGUAUACAUAGCAAGCAUGACAAUGGCCGUGAGGACCGUUUAUGGGAGUUUCAGUGCAAGGACACCUUUACCUCAAACCCAGAGUGCUUCUGGACAAGCUAUGUCAAUAAUUUUGAUGAGGAGUUCACCUUUGUGUGUCCCAACAAGUACGUCAUGACGGGGAUGGCCAGCUAUCAUGACAAUAAACAUGAAGACAGAAGAUGGCAGUUUCAGUGCUGCCAAAUUUAUAACUACUGCAACAAUAACUGUCAGUGGACGCCUUAUGUGAACAAUUACGAUGAGGAAUUCACUUGGCUUGUUCCAAGUAUGAAUUACCUUGUUGGAGCUGAAAGUGUCCACCACAAUAAACAUGAAGAUCGUCGCUGGAAGUUCUACUACUGCACACGGAGCAGUUGCUGAUUCACCAAAUGUCUGAUAAUCAUCCACGUUUCUGAACAUCAUGAAUAAACACGGAAUGCAAAAUGCAAAA